CUAUCCGGGGAUAUCAGUUUACAGAAAACUAUUUAUAAGUGCGUUACUCCAUUGCUGCGCAAUUGACAUUUAACUUUCACCAAGUAAAAUAAUUAUUAAAUUUUGAAUAUUUAAACAAAUAAAUUUUAAAAUGGCAACCGUGAGUUUUAAAGUUUAUAUGUAUCAUGAAGCUGAUACUGCAAACCAAGAAAUACGUCGUUUUGGUAUCGAUGCAGACGUUGUGACAAAUUAUCUUUAUUUACGUGAAAAAUUGCAGAGUAUAUUUCCUAACAUACGGGGAAAACGGUUUGAAAUUUACUGGAAAGAUGCUGAUGGUGAUGACGUGAUAAUUUCAAGUGACGAAGAAUUGCAGAUCGCCUUGAACGAGACAGGACAGGAUUCAGUUCGCAAACUUUACGUAAAACUGAGAUCUGAUUAUUCGUUUUCGGAACCAGAAGCUGCUGAGUCAUCAAAUGUUUUGCAUCCUGGAAUAUCUUGCGAUGGAUGUAACGGAGUAGUACGGGGUUAUCGAUUCAAAUGCGUCCAAUGUCCGGACUAUGACCUUUGUUCAAAGUGUCAUGCUCAAGGAAUUCAUGCUGAUCACUGCAUGUUGCGCAUCGUUACUCCGGUUGACUGGAAAGCUCAUCAUGGAAGACGUCUGUCGCGUCACAUGAAUAAAUUCGUUCGCAAAAACUUUAUUCCAGUUGACGAGUGUGAAGAACCAGCGGGAGCUUGUGCUGACGCUGGUAAUUCAUCUAAGAAAUGCCCGAGAUCUCAACGACGUCGUCAUUGUCCAGUUUCAGAUGCAGCAUCUGCUGCCGCUUCUGCAGCAGCUGCUGCUGUCGCUACUGAUGCCGGUGGUUGGAUUGACUCACUUGCGGCUUAUCUCAAUGAUUGGGCAAAUAUUCCUGCUGACUGUCCCAUGAAGAAAAAUCCUUUUGAAAAACCUACCGAGGCACAAGAAGCCAACGAGCAGCCUAAAGAACCUAAAGAACAGCAGCAACAAAACCAACCAAAAGGUCCAGACGCUAGAAAAGAUCCUCACAUUGAACUUUUUAAAUUAGUGGGACAGAACUUAUCACAAUUUUUGGACCCACUUGGUAUUGAUGUUAAUUUUCAAAUAAAGACUAAUGACACUCCUGCUUCUGCUGCUACUGGAGCUGGAAAAGCUGAUGAUUCGACUCAAGCUGGAUCUUCUGCUAAAAAUAAUGAGAAACCACGAAGUCCAUCACAGACUCCGACAACACCAGCGAAUUCAGCGACUCCGUCACGGCCUAAAACACCUGAGCAAGUGGUCGCUGACAAAAGUAGUCCUGGCAAAAGUACUUCCAGCACAUCCAGUGACAAUGAAAAUGAGUUGGAUUGGACUGUUAUCAAAGAGGUCACUCCAGAACCUAAAGAACAGGCAAAGCCCUCAGCUCCCCAAGAGUCAUCACCGUCAUCAUCAAAGUCUAUUUAUCCAGAGCUACCAAAAGUAACUCCAGUUUUCUAUCACUCAGACCCGAAAAUCCAAAAGGCUGUCGAAGCCAUGAUCCAGAUGGGAUUUUCAAACGAAAACGGAUGGCUCACUAAUCUCUUGGUCACCAAAGAAGGUGACAUCGUUCGCGCUCUUGAUGCUCUACAACGUCGCUGAUUGUACUCAUGCACUUUUUACUCAUACGUAAUAUCUAUUAAAUACGUACAUACAUAAUACGUAAUACAUACGUAGAUGUGACUGAUCAAAUCGCAUUCCCGUUUGUUAAAAGAAUUUUACUUGUCACUAUGCACAUCUUAUUGUAUCCUUGAAUGUAGUAGGCACCAAUAAACUAUUGAAGCAUCA
Microplitis mediator is the source of this 1798-nucleotide messenger RNA. RefSeq names its product sequestosome-1 (gene ref(2)P). NCBI's taxonomy places the organism in Eukaryota, Metazoa, Arthropoda, Insecta, Hymenoptera, Braconidae. Gene Ontology annotation, biological process: endosome organization; mitophagy; aggrephagy. The coding region runs from base 131 to 1612 and encodes 493 amino acids. The record is from RefSeq and is a predicted model, not a curated record. Gene Ontology annotation, molecular function: K63-linked polyubiquitin modification-dependent protein binding; zinc ion binding; protein kinase C binding. Gene Ontology annotation, cellular component: aggresome; amphisome. The transcript has 3 exons.